Molecule: messenger RNA, 1677 nt
Organism: Temnothorax curvispinosus
Lineage: Eukaryota; Metazoa; Arthropoda; Insecta; Hymenoptera; Formicidae
Product: zinc finger protein 277
Exons: 8
Coding region: 326-1513 (395 amino acids)
Source: RefSeq, a predicted model, not a curated record
CAGCUCGCAGCUCGCAGCUAUACUGUGUCGCAGCUCCGGAUCUUGUUGCUGUAUCGCACGAACAAUAGUUGCGUCAAUCUGUCAAGAUUCCUCGCCUCGAAGUCACAGAAUGCAUAUAUUUCUUGAUAGGAACUGAUAGAAACUUUGGGCCGGUGCUAAAACACUUUGAAGGCUUCGAAGCCUGGAGACAUCGCAGCAAGAUUCCUCGUGGCACGAUACAGAUUGCAUUUGCAAAAGUUAACAUGCGUUCUGUCAGCUAACAGAAAGAAAAUUAUAGUACGAGGGUUUUGUUCCGUAGAUUGGAUUUAAAGUUCUCAGAUGCGUGAUGUACAAGUCGCAGUUUGUCGGCUUGGACGAUAAGCCGUGCGAUACGAAGUGCCUGUUGUGCGACCGCACGUUUGUCCUUCCGACAAACGAGACGGAUUUUCUCACGCAUUUGUUUAAGGCGCAUCGCCUCGUUAUAGCCGACGUUUGGAAAAUUGCCAAUUUAAGGAGUUAUGUACAUUACUGGAGCAUAAAAUUUAAGGAAGCACCGUUGACGACUUAUUGUAGUACAUUGCUAAUGGACUGCACACCGGAUGGACAGCCAAGUAAAAAUGAACAUUAUUUCCUGCUCUCUGACUGUCUGUCGGAGGACAAGACUUUGAGAGACGAAAUACAUCGGGCUAAACUGGAAUGGAUAUUGGCGAAACAAGCAGCUGAACGUGUGGAUACCAGUUUCAAACGCGGCUGUAUAUUCUGCCGCACUGAAAUCUGUGGAUCACGUGCCGAGUAUAUAAAACAUCUUUAUCAGAAGCACAAUCUUUACCUUGGUAAACCAGAAAAUUUAGUGUUUGUCGACGAGCUUUUAGACAAAAUCCAAACCAAUGUUGAAAGUUUAAUAUGCAUUUAUUGCGAGGGAACAUUUAAGGAUCGUACGGUGUUAAAAGAACAUAUGCGAAAAAAAUUCCACAAGUGUAUAAAUCCUCACAAUAAAACGUACGAUAAAUUUUAUAUAAAUAAUUAUCUGGAGCCGGAAAGGACUUGGGAAAAGAAACAGGCUAAUUUGAAAACAAAUCCUGACGUGGGAGGUGGCAGUAGCGAAAAUGAAGAUGAGGAAAGUUCUUGGUCUGAUUGGAAUGACGAAUCUAUUGGGAUAACGUGUCUGUUUUGUAAUUAUAACAGUAAUGAAUUCACCUGUGUCUUGAGACAUAUGAAAGAGACGCACAGUUUUGAUUUUGAAGAAACUGUCAAAGACUUGACUUUUUAUCAAAAAGUGAAAGUGGUUAAUUAUAUAAAAAGACAAAUUCAAUUAAAACGAUGUAUUUUCUGCGAAACAGAAUCAGAUAACGUUUUAGAGCAUAUGAAGAAUCAACGACACUGUAAAAUUGCCACACAAAAAGUUUGGGAUCAGCCAGAAUAUUAUUUUCCUAUGUCUGAAAAUGACUCGUUUUUGUACAAUCUUGACGCAACUAGUAACAGCGAUGAAGAAAGCGAUAUUGAGAAUCUUACUGAAGCAAUGUGUAAUUUAUAAACGAUUUUCCCUGAAUGGAAGCUAAACUUUAUCCAGUAUUUUAAUGAAAAAUUUUUUGUUAAUUUAUGUUAUCAUGUGAAGUACUACUCGAUUGCAUCCUUAUACAUUAAGAUUUCAUAUAUAUUUCUGCUGUUAUUAUCUAAUAAAUUUAUCUAUAUUGCUUA